Cylicostephanus goldi is the source of this 651-nucleotide messenger RNA. The record is from the annotation of a GenBank genome assembly. NCBI's taxonomy places the organism in Eukaryota, Metazoa, Nematoda, Chromadorea, Rhabditida, Strongylidae.
AUGGUUUUUGUACAGGUGCUAGCAUUGGCCGAUGGUGUGAACUGGGGCGAAGGAGCUCGUUUGGCGGCACGAUGUGCCGUUCGUGGCGCCAUUGACCAUAUGAAUGAACAUAUUGAAGAUGGCAAUUUGGCUAACACUACGGAAGUUUUCCAUGAGCUUCUUGCUUCAUUCCAUUCUGCCCAUUCGCUAAUAUUGCAAGAAGGAGGCAUGCUUACGACCCUUUGUGUCGCCGUAGUAGCACCUGCGAUUCAUUGUGACAGCUGGGUACUAUGCGUGUGCAAUGUUGGCGAUUCGCUUUGUUUCGUCUAUAAUCGAAAUUAUGGUGUACGAGAAGUCACCAUGGGUAGCCAUGAUAUCGACCAGCGGGCUGAAACGGAUAACAAAGAAAAUUCACAAUUACCUCCUAGGGAUAAUAGAAAACUAUCAGUGGCUACUAAGGAUUCACCAUCUCGAGAAUUUGCUCGACCAAGGCCCUGCGCUGCAUCUUUACCAUGUGUAGAUGCUGCCAGCCGUCAUGAACUGAUGUUGAUCAGGAUGAGAGACAUUAUUGCGAAUGGGAUAGACCCUCCCAGAGAAGGCAAAACGGCGAACCCUGGAAAAUCCAGAACUCUACAAGAAAGAGAAGAUGACAAAGUCGGAACAACGAGCAAG